AGCAUCCACACCAUGAACAAACUAUAUCUGGCUAUUACUACCAUCCUCGUUCUUGCCAGCUAUGCCCAUGCUGGCCCAGUGGGCUACGGAAUCUGUCAGGCCGGUUGCGCAGCUGUUGUGAUGGCUUGUUAUUCAGCGGCAGGCUAUACCUGGGGAGCCACACUCGGUGCUACAGCACCAGCCUCGAUAGUGGCCUGCAACACGGCUUUCGGAACGUGUUGUGCCCACUGCGCCGCCACGCUCUUGAUACCAACCCUUUGAUUGUCAGUAAUUUAAUUACGUGAAGGCAAAAUCGGUAAUUGGGAGACUGUGAACC
Aspergillus vadensis CBS 113365 is the source of this 316-nucleotide messenger RNA. RefSeq lists its product as uncharacterized. Lineage: Eukaryota; Fungi; Ascomycota; Eurotiomycetes; Eurotiales; Aspergillaceae. The record is from RefSeq and is a predicted model, not a curated record. The coding region runs from base 13 to 261 and encodes 82 amino acids. The transcript has a single exon.